Molecule: messenger RNA, 3501 nt
Organism: Zootoca vivipara (common lizard)
Lineage: Eukaryota; Metazoa; Chordata; Lepidosauria; Squamata; Lacertidae
Gene: SPRING1
Product: SREBF pathway regulator in golgi 1
Biological process (GO): positive regulation of SREBP signaling pathway
Source: RefSeq, a predicted model, not a curated record
CUUCCGGGGGGAGGGAGGAGAGAGACGGAGGAAGGCAGCCGGGCGUUCCUGCGAUCGCCGCACAAAGGCAGGCGAAGAACCCCCCCCCGCCCCGUCAACACCCCGGGCUUGCUUUCCGUGCCUUCUCCUUAAUUCGGAUCGCCGCUCCCUUAAUUCGGAUCCAGGCCCUUAAUUCGGAUCGCCUCCUUAAUUCGGAUCGACUUGGAAGCGGGUUUGUUUUUUUGGUGGGAGAGCAAGGAAAGGGGCUCCUUGGCUGCUCAGAAAGCCCACCCUCUCUGAAGCGGCUCACGGUCUCCCCGUAUCUCCCUCCCCUUCACAUGCCCCCCACGAUCGCACCCGGAGGCCUGCCCGGGGAUGAGGCGGGGGUCUCCCGGGCUCCCCCUCGCGCCCCAGACCCCCGGGUGGGCUAGCCAAGCCAAGGAAGAGCCCGAUCCGCCGCCGCCGCCCCCCCCCCCGUUUUCUUUCCGGGUCGUCGCUUGACCCCCGCUUAGUCCUUCUCCAUGGUGCAGAUUCUGGCCCUGGUGUGGCGGAGGCUGCUUCGGAAGCGCUGGGUCCUGGGGGUCGUCUUCGGGCUGUCCCUCAUCUAUUUCCUCAGCAGCACCUUCAAGCAGGAAGAGCGAGCCGUACGAGAUCGGAAUCUCCUCCAGGUGCAAGACGAGGAUCACCCGAUCGCGUGGAAAGUGCAGUUCAACUCCGGGAAUGGCAGCCAGCCUGGUAACCAAUGCCGGAACUCUGUCCAGGGGAAGCUGCUGAUCACAGAUGAGCUGGGUUACAUCUGCGAAAGGAAGGACUUGCUGGUGAACGGCUGCUGCGACGUCAAAGCCCCCAGUGCAAAGCUCUAUAGCUGCGAGAGCUGCUUGCCCAACGGAUGCUGCAGCAUCUACGAAGCCUGCGUUUCCUGCUGCUUGCAGCCCAACAAGCAACGGCUGCUGGAGCACUUUCUAAACCGAGCUGCGGUCGCCUUCCGGAACCUCUUCAUGGCUGUGGAAGAUCACUUUGAGUUGUGCUUGGCCAAGUGCAGGACCUCCUCGCAGAGCGUGCAGCAUGAGAACACCUACCGCAACCCCAUUGCGAAAUACUGCUACGGGGAGUACCCUCCGGACCUCCUGCCAGUGUGAUAGCGGCAAGGGGACUGUGGCAGCAAGGAGAGAGAGAGAGACCGGAGGCGUUAGCGAUUGUGGAACGGUGACGUUGUGAGGACGCUCGGACACCUGCCUUUGUGCUGCGGCACCCAACUUAACCUUUCAGGAAAUAGCCUCUUUCAUCCGCCUGUUGCCGCCUCCCUGCAGUUAGAAAAUGGAAUGAGGGCGGUGAGAGACCCUCCGCCGGCUGUCGCCAAAGGACUGUGCUCAGGCACUGCACUGUGGCUACAGUCAGUCCUGCCCCCAUUUUGAGAUACGAACAUAAUAGAAGUUGUGUCUCUCUCCCCGUAGCCUGUGGGCCUUCUCUCUCUCUCUCUCUGGCCUGGCCAACAAACACAGUGAAUGACAAAAGGUCCCUUGAGAUGAGAGAGCGGUGCUCGGUUCCUUGCAGGCGAGAGACGUCCUGUAUCCUCAAACCGUGCUGUGUAAAUACGAAUUAUUUAUUGGGAUGACACUACGGCUCAAAACGUAUUGCAGGGUGUUCUAGAAGACGGUGCCAGGAGGGUGCCGGUGACGUUCUAACAUGGGACAGAGAAAGCCCUUCACCUUAGAUUUUUCUCCAAGCUUUGUCAUUAAUCUUGUUCCGCACGGUCUGAUCUUUGAAUUGAUUUGGCUGUUGCUUGCCAGCAGGGGGCGGUAGCAAAUAGCACCCUGUUUCCUGGCUCUGCAUGGCUUUGGAGCUAUAAAUAGAGCUGAGGUUUCUCUGCAUAUCCGGGGUGGAAAAUCCCUGGCCUGUGGGGCUAUCUGGACCCACCAGGCUUCCCCAUUUGGACCAGGGAGCUUUUUUACCCUAGCACACCCCACACACACACACCUGGUGUCGCAUAAGGAGGCAGCUGUCGCAAAAAAUGGGAUUUACAAAAAAUGGUCAGCUGAUCAGAGCUGUUCCCACAGGGCUUCACAAGCACCGAUGAUCAGCCUCGCUCCCCACAUCGCCAUGAUGUUUGGUGAUUGUCGUGUGGGAAGCCCCCACCCACCUGUCAAAUUCAGCCAGCAGGGAUUAGUGGGUUGUGGUACUGUGAUUAGAUGGCUGUGGGUUGGGGGAAAGUAAACCAAAAAAAAGAAACCUAUAAAUGUAGUACGCAUUGCACAGAUGCUUGCAGUUCUGAAUCUCUGCUACUGCAGUGGCAACCCAAUGAGCGAGGCAUUGAAUGACCCAAGGAGUGGGGUAGGAGAGGUGAAAAUAACGCCAAGGUAUUUGGCAUCUGGUAACCAUUGCGUCCCUUUGGUUUCAAGUAGUAAAAUGGGCGGGCGAGUCUUAAAAAGCCCGGGACACAAAUUCUCACAGCCCUCUAGCAGCUGUGGGGCCUCAUUUACCAGAGGUCAUGUAUUUAGCACAGGCACAGGCAAACUCGGCCCUCCAGAUGUUUUGAGACUACAAUUCCCAUCAUCCCUGACCACUGGUCCUGUUAGCUAGGGAUGAUGGGAGUUGUAGUCCCAAAACAUCUGGAGGGCCGAGUUUGCCUAUGCCUGAUUUAGCAUGAACUCUGGAAGUGUCCACUCAGUUCUGACCAGGUCAGCCUCCUGAUAAGUGUUGUGUUCUAGGAAGCUAAUUUGGUCAGAAUCGAGUAAACACUUAAAUGCAUUACUUCUGGUAAAUGAGUCAACAUAUCGGGGCUUUUAAGGCUUGUCUAAGCAUGUACUACCUGAAACCGAAGGGGUGCAUUGGUUGCCAGAUGUGAGGUUUUUUCCUGCUCUCCUAUCCCACUAAAGAUGCUUUUCUGCUCCAUGUGUCACCUGGAGUUUGGGAGGCAAUCUAUGUUUUGUGAUGCAGCUGUUUUCCUCUCCUGUGACAUCAUCAGGUCUCCUUGGAAUGAGCCACCCGGGCAUAGCUGCCAAGUUCUCCCUUUUUUUAAGGGAAAUUCCCUUAUGCUGAACAGGCUUCCUCGCGAGAAAAGGGAAAACUUGGCAGCUAUGCACCUGGGUGUAGAGCAGGCACCCCCAAACUGCGGCCCUCCAGAUGUUUUGGCCUACAACUCCCAUGAUCCCUAGCUAACAGGACCAGUGGUCGGGGAAGAUGGGAAUUGUAGUCCAAAACAUCUGGAGGGCUGGAGUUUGGGGAUGCCUGGUGUAGAGCAAGCGUGGGGAACCUCUGACCCUCCAAAUGUUACUGAACUACAACUCCCAUCAUCCCUGAACAUGGACCAUGCUUUCUGGGCCUGAUGGGAACUGAUUCAGCGACAUCUUGAGGGCCAGGGUGUAGCAUCCCUGCCCAAGGGUCCACAACUCAGCUAAUGAGUUCUCUCUGACCACAGAAAGCUUUAAUCUUCUGCUGAUCAUGGAAUACUCUUUGUCGCCUCUGAUUUUCCCACUUCCAGUGUGAAACAAAAGUCUAAAUACACUCCCAUCACAAACUAAA